AUGGUACAAACAAUCACCAAGAAAGAUAAAGAGGAGCUCCUAAAAGGGCUACGAGCACUCAAAAAGAGGCAGAUUGCGUUUCUUGUUGCUGAGGCCGAUCGGAUCUCCAAGAAAUGUGAAAACAAAGUCGCCAGACGCCUAAAUAAUGUGAGCGUCACAUUUCAAAAAGUCAAGCUCCUGCAAAUUCUACAGUUGGAACGACAGCACUCACCGACAUUGGCUGAUUUCCGGAAAAUCUCGCAGGAUACACAAAACUCACGAUGA
Messenger RNA from Clavispora lusitaniae ATCC 42720, 264 nucleotides. RefSeq lists its product as uncharacterized. Lineage: Eukaryota; Fungi; Ascomycota; Pichiomycetes; Serinales; Metschnikowiaceae. The record is from RefSeq and is a predicted model, not a curated record.